AUGUUCAACUCCGUCAGCCUGGGCAGCUUCUGCCCCUCGCAGGCGCGCAAGGAGCGCGGAGCUGCCGGCGGCGACUUCGGCGAGCGCGGGGCCGGCCUGUGCGUGCCCGGCUGCGGCUGCUACGUGCCCGAGCUGCCCGCCGUGCCCCCGUUCGGCGCCGGCCGCGCGCUGCCCUACGCGUACCCCGGCCUGCCGCAGGUGCCCCGCGAGGUGCCCUACGCGCUGGAGCCCGCGGGCAAGUGGCCGCCGCGCGGGAGUUACGCGGCGUGCUACCCCGCGGAGGAGCUGGUGCCCCGCGAGUGCCUGCCGCCCGCCGAGGUGCUGAUGAAGAGCGAGGGCUACCACCACCACCACCAUCAUCAUCAUCACCAGCCGCAGCCGCAGCAGCCGCAGCAGCAGCAGCAGGCGGCGGCCGCGGGGUUUUACGCGGGCGCGGGCCGGGGCGCGGCGCUGCCGCAGGGCUUCGAGCGCUUCUGCGAGAGCUCCGCGCUGGGCGCGCCCGACUGCGCGGGCGGCGCGAAGGGCGCGCAGGGCACCGCGCAGGACGAGGAGGAAGAGGAGGAGGAGGAGGAGGAGAGCGCCAACCCCGGCGCGGCCGCGGCCGCCGGGGCCAAGGAGGGCUCCAAGAGCGGCGGCCAGAGCGCCCCCCGGACGCGCAAGAAGCGCUGCCCGUACUCCAAGUUCCAGAUCCGGGAGCUGGAGCGCGAAUUCUUCUUCAACGUCUACAUCAGCAAGGAGAAGCGGCUGCAGCUGUCGCGGCUGCUGAACCUCAGCGACCGCCAGGUGAAGAUCUGGUUCCAGAACCGCCGCAUGAAGGAGAAGAAGCUGAGCCGGGACCGCCUGCAGUACUUCUCGGGGAACCCCUUGUUGUGA
Passer montanus (Eurasian tree sparrow) is the source of this 873-nucleotide messenger RNA. RefSeq names its product homeobox C11 (gene HOXC11). Gene Ontology annotation, biological process: regulation of transcription by RNA polymerase II; anatomical structure development. The record is from RefSeq and is a predicted model, not a curated record. Gene Ontology annotation, molecular function: RNA polymerase II cis-regulatory region sequence-specific DNA binding; DNA-binding transcription factor activity, RNA polymerase II-specific. NCBI's taxonomy places the organism in Eukaryota, Metazoa, Chordata, Aves, Passeriformes, Passeridae. The coding region runs from base 1 to 873 and encodes 290 amino acids. Gene Ontology annotation, cellular component: nucleus. The transcript has 2 exons.